AUGGAGAAGGAGGAGCCAGCCAAGAAGGAGGCGGCAACGCCGAAGACCAGGGCGACGAAACGGAAACAACCUGCUGACGACGAUGGCGGCGGUCCUUCUCAAGAGACUCCCACUGCCAAGGGAGCGCGGGGAAGGCCCGCGAAGGAGCCGUCUACACCUAAAACGAAGACUCGGUCAGCGAAGCCGACAACGCCAAAUCCAAUCGGCACCACGUCUUCCGGAAAGGCAAGAAAGGCUGAUGAGGCACCGCCGCCCGACGCCGAUUUGAAUCUCCCGUCCACCAGCAAGGGACCCAAGUCAUACAGGCAGCAGCCACCAUGCCAAAAGGGGAAGGAGCCGUGGACGAUCUCGGCAUUCAUCCCGCAGCGGCCAUGGUGGCCACAAGCGCAAACGCAGCCGCCAUGGAAAGUCCACUACCGACUCCGAGAGAAGCCAUGGAAGAAAGAGGGACCGCAGCAGGAGCCGCCGCCACCUUUCCAAAAGCAGCACCUCAACAGCGAGCAUGAGCACCAGGAGUGGCGGGAAACGGCGCCGCCACGCCCGUAG
Molecule: messenger RNA, 546 nt
Organism: Dermacentor silvarum
Lineage: Eukaryota; Metazoa; Arthropoda; Arachnida; Ixodida; Ixodidae
Exons: 2
Coding region: 1-546 (181 amino acids)
Source: RefSeq, a predicted model, not a curated record